AUGCUCAAAACCGCAAUCAUCCUCCUCAGCGUCGCCGUCUCGGCGACGGCAUCAUCAUCAUCAUCAUCACCCUCGCCAGGAGGAACCGUCCACCCCCUCCUCCCUCGAAACCAAGAAUCCCAACCCCUCGCCGCCGACUUCUGCGACAAGGGCCAGAAACGCUGCUUCUGGGGCUGCAUCGACGACCACGACCAGUGCUGCUUCGACAUCAACCGCGACGAGCCCUGGUCCUGUCCCGAAGAGGACACCUGCGGCGGCGCCCCCCGGUUCGGGUGCUACAGGCCGCCCGCCGCCGCCACUACCACGACGUCUUCGCCGCCGCCCGCGAGGACGUCUCGGUACCCACGACCCGGCGAGCCGGGCUUCAACCCGACCUUCACCGUCUCCGACCACUUCGACCCGCCCAGGACAACGACCAAGAACGCCGAGAGGCCCGGCUCGACGCAGGUCGUCGCCGAGUCCUCGUCCCCGGGAGUGCUGUCCACCCGCGAUACUUGCUUCUUCGGGGCGGGAUCGGUGGCCGUGGCAGCGGCGGCGGAAGAUGUCACGGGGUCUAGUUCCGAUUUGUUCGGGGGUUGCCCCCCUGCGCUGACGUCCGUUACGAACGAGGUUGGCGGCUCGGGGCUGGUUGUGAGAGCCCGGUCUUGGGUUGUCGUUACGAUGGUGGGGGUUUUGGGGUUGCUGUUGGCGGGUGGGCUGGCCUGA
This is a messenger RNA of Colletotrichum karsti, 705 nucleotides long. RefSeq lists its product as uncharacterized. The coding region runs from base 1 to 705 and encodes 234 amino acids. The transcript has a single exon. NCBI's taxonomy places the organism in Eukaryota, Fungi, Ascomycota, Sordariomycetes, Glomerellales, Glomerellaceae. The record is from RefSeq and is a predicted model, not a curated record.